Messenger RNA from Mytilus californianus (California mussel), 3323 nucleotides. Its product is annotated as LIM/homeobox protein Lhx9-like. Bases 283 to 1452 code for a protein of 389 amino acids. Gene Ontology annotation, cellular component: nucleus. Gene Ontology annotation, biological process: regulation of transcription by RNA polymerase II; neuron differentiation. Gene Ontology annotation, molecular function: RNA polymerase II transcription regulatory region sequence-specific DNA binding; DNA-binding transcription factor activity, RNA polymerase II-specific. Lineage: Eukaryota; Metazoa; Mollusca; Bivalvia; Mytilida; Mytilidae. The transcript is spliced from 5 exons. The record is from RefSeq and is a predicted model, not a curated record.
GCUUGAGGCGUAAUAGUGCUACAAUCUGAGAACAAACAGAACGUUAGACUAUCGCAUUAGGACAGUUUUACUUUGCAGAUUUAAAUUUUUUGUCAUAACAAAACUUAAGUAAAUAUUAAUAUUUAAAGGUGUUUGAAAAUCUUUUACAAAACAAAAAUCUUUUAAGAAGAGAAAAGUUUUUUUUAAAGACGACAUUUAUGUUAUUUUCACGCGUGGACAUGCACUAAGACACUAAGGUUAUAUUCAACCAGUGAAAAGUGACCGAUUUCAGUGAAUGUAUACAUGAAAGAAGAGGGCAUGGUAGAGAAAUCUAACCUCUCCCUGUCUGAGGGGGGAUUUGAGACCUCUCACUACUAUGGCACUGAUUCACACUUUGAUCAUCAUGCUGGAAGCAGGACUAUGCCAGUCCUUAAUAAGUUUGAAAGUCAAAGUUUUUGUGCUGGUUGUGGAAUACGGAUACUCGAUAGGUAUUACUUACUGGCUGUAGAUAAACAAUGGCAUGUAUCGUGUUUAAAGUGCUCAGACUGUAAAAUACAGCUAGAUUCUGAGCUCACCUGCUUUGCAAGAGGAGGGAACAUAUUUUGUAAGGAUGAUUACUACAGACGUUUUGGAGUAAAAAGAUGUGCGCGAUGUCAUCAGGGUAUUGCAGCAAACGAACUUGUUAUGAAAGCGCGGGAAUUGGUCUAUCACAUCAACUGUUUCACGUGUUCAUCCUGUCACAAAGCACUUUCAACCGGAGACCAAUUUGGAAUGAAGGAAAAUCUUAUUUACUGUCGAAAUGACUACGAGUUAUUAUUCCAAGGAGAGUAUUUUCAAAGUUUAACAGACGAUUUAUCUUGUCAUACAGAUGGACAUUUGCCAUUUUACAAUGGUGUUGGGACUGUGCAAAAAGGACGCCCUAGGAAAAGAAAAAACUUACAAGACAACGACCUAUGUCCUCCAGGAAUGGGUUUAGUCCCUGGUGAUGGUCCAGAUAGAGGAGGCGACAUGAUGAGACAGGAUGGAUACUGUAGUCAGCAACCUCCGCGACAAAAAAGAGUCCGAACUUCAUUUAAACAUCACCAAUUACGAACUAUGAAAUCCUACUUUAACCUGAACCACAAUCCUGAUGCUAAAGACUUGAAACAACUUUCUCAAAAGACUGGAUUAUCUAAACGUGUAUUACAGGUAUGGUUUCAAAAUGCUCGAGCUAAACACCGACGAAAUCAAAUGAAAUCAGAUGGAGAUAAACCAGAAAAGACAGACGAUCAAUCGGAGUCGGGAACUAUGGACGACGACAAAAUAAAAGACUCACUUUCAAUGUCGGAAAUUACUGACAGUCAAUCACCAAUGAUGUCGGAUAUCAGUUCUUCACCUUCUUUGUCGGAAUUACAAAGCGUUCAUGUUGAAUCCGACCACUCUACAAGCAGUUUAUCAGACUUAUUUACAAAUUCAAUUAACUCUAUCAAUUGAUAUCCGUCAUGACAAUAUUUCUGUGAAUUUGUGUUUUUAGUGCUAUUUUUACCUCUGUUUAAAUGUUUUAUUUUUAUCUGUUAUGUAACAUGUUUAAUUCAUGAUAUCAAGAUCCAUAUUUCAUUUAUCCAAUACUAAAAAUGGAGAAAGGUACACUUAUUUAACUUGCAGUAGAUAUUUUUUUGUGAAUGGUUCUUACUUUUUCCAUUUUCUUUUUCUUAUUUUUUUAUGAAUGUUUUAAACAUUGUUGGAAGUUUAGUGUGAAUGACAUCUCAUUCAAGAAACUAAUUAGGUUAACAAUAGUAGGAGGACCAUUACUUUCUUUUGCACCUCGUUUUCGUCAAAGAACAUUUUAGAGGGAAAAUGUCAGAGUUUAAGCGCCAUAGUAAAACCCAUUUACGCGCCAUUUUUUUACCCUGUUUUAUUGAAAAGUAGAAUUAGCAAUGCCAAUUUUAGCCACAAAUUAAUCCAUAUUUUCCUUCAUUUCAACAUGAAAUAGUAUAUUAAUAAUAAAUAUUUGUCUAUCACCACAAUGUAAACUGUCAUGUCCAGUAAAAUGCACUACACUGAAAGAAUUUACAUCUCGAAUUUUAGUUCUUUUUGUGAACUCAACUGUUGCAAGUUCUCAUUUAGUCUAGCCUGGAAAAAAGACUACAAUACUAUGGAACAGAUUACUUAAAGUAUCGAACGAUUUAUCCAUGAAAAUAUUUCUGUGCACGUUAUAAUAUUUACUGAACAUGUCCGUGCUAAUUCCUGACUUUUCAAUACUUUAUCGAUACCAUACCUGUAUUCGUCACAUAUUGCACUUUUCUUUCCGUGAUUUGUUUCAAACAUUCAGUGUUUCACCAAAUCGCAAAUGCAAACAACUUUAAUAUCAAACCAUCACAAACAAUUGUUCACGGUGUAAGUAUGGGCUUUUCCGCUAAAUUGAGCUAUUGAAAUGCAAGUGAACGGAUAAAUCUGGCGCUAAAAUGGGAAAACAUUUCCCGACUUUGUAGUUUUGAAUUUUCUCUCAAUGUCCUGCGCCCUUUGUUUUGGCAGUAAGUAUCCAACAAUUUGUAGUCCCAAUUGACCACUUUUUAGUCAAUUCCUAUCAUUUUACUAGUUACAAAUGUUCCAGAUGUCUGUCAUACUCCCUUUUGUAUUCUUAUUAUAUAUAUAUCGCGUAAAAAUCGACAAUGAUAAUGUUUGAAUCCCACUCUUUUCAAGGUUGAAUUCCAUCACUUGUUUUAAUCUGUUUUAACAUGUAACGUUAUACUUUAUUCAAGUAAUAAGUUUGUGAACACACCUUUUUAUGAAACUAUAAUAUAUUUUGACUAUAAAUUUGCUGCAGUUAUAUUCUACCCAAUAACCUAACCUAGGUCAAACUAUACAAAUCCUUGGUCAAACCUAUCCAAACCCUUUUAGUUAUACUAGGAUAAUGGAGAAAAACUAUUUAACUUGCUAAAUGUGUGUAAUCGUUACGUAUGCUUUAAAGGCCUAAUAAAAAAUGUGUGUUUCUGCUUACUCUACAUCUGCCCUUAAAUUUUUUUUGUCCUUUUUGAACAUACACUACUACAUUCAGACUGCUCCCCUGUUUAAACCAGUCAAAAACUAUAAAAAAAAAAAUGCCUACCUACCUAUCCUAAUUUUUUUCCAGCAUAUUAUCGGAAACACAAGUAUUUUUUAUUAGGUCUAGUUAUAAUUUAAAUUAUUUGUUUUGCAAAAAAUAGGUAUGACAAUCAUGAAACAUAUAGAAUGAAGCGAGGAUGAUAGUGUAUUUUUGUUUAUAUAUCUAUGUUCAUUAGUCAUCAGGACAAUGGUACGUUUAAAAUGAAAUUAAGAUGUAUCGUAUAUUUUGUUGAAUUUUAUAAAUAAAUGAAAAAAUCUUA